CCCUGCUGGGGAUUGCUAUAAUACCUGCCUCCUCCCGUGUUUCUCUUCCCCUGCUUCUCUUCCCCGGCGAUAUCGCCAGAACUACUACCGAGAUCCGUCCCUAUAUAUGGCUUAUCGAUCGAUCGCCUGGAUAAUCAGUCAAUUACACGCCAACUGUCCUCAUUUUAUGUUAAUCCACGACCCCGAGAGUGACUGGUGCAGAGGCACCGUGGACCUUCGCCAUGCCGGGCUCAGUUCAUAAAACCCAGCGGAUUGUAUCCGUCGUGGCAGCAACCCUGGUUGCUCUGGCCUGCGGAACAAAUUACGCAUAUUCAGCAUGGGCACCUCAAUUCGCACAGAAAAUGAGACUUUCCUCCACUGAAAGCAACCUGAUCGGUGUCGCGGGGAAUCUGGGCAUGUACUCAUCGGGGAUUCCUCUAGGGUUGUUGACGGAUUCCAAGGGUCCACGUAUCUCGACUUUCCUGGGCUCGGUAACAUUGAUUACAGGGUAUUAUCCUAUCUACUUAGCGUACGAAAGGGGACCGGGGUCGCUUGGAAUCUUCCUCCUGUGUCUUUUCGCUUUCCUCACUGGUCUUGGAGGCUCCUCUGCAUUUUCAGCAUCCAUCAAGACAUCCGCCGCGAACUUCCCCAAUCAUCGUGGGUCAGCAACCGCAUUUCCCCUUGCAGCCUUCGGCCUUAGUGCUCUCUUCUGGUCCACCGUGUCGACAAUCGUCUUCAAAGGCGACACAGGCCGAUUUCUCUUGCUAUUGGCACUGGGAACCUGUUUCUUGACCUUUGCGUCAAUCCCGUUCCUCCGUAUCCUUCCCCUCAAUGAUUCAUACCUUCCUGUAUCACGACGCUUUUCAGGAGAACAUGUUCCGCCCGAACCGUCACAUCGGGCGACAGGAUCCUCUGAUCUCCAACACAUUGACUUUGAGAUCGAGGAGGAGUCUGAUGAACCAGGUACGCAGAGCACUACUUCUGAACCACGGUCUCUGGCACAUGCCAAGACGCAAUCACAAGCUUCGAGUCCAUCCGCCCCAUCCAUCCACAGUCGCGGUCUCGAUGAAACCUCGCCUUUGGUGAUCAAAAAGGCCGGAUCGAGAUCGUCUGAUGGCCCCUUCCCCGAUAACAUGCCUGGCGUCGGCUCUGGCUCACCACAUUCAGAUGUUCGAGGGUUGGCUAUGCUUCCUAAAAUAGAAUUCUGGCAGCUUUUCCUAACCAUGGCGCUGCUGUCUGGGAUUGGACUGAUGACUAUAAAUAACAUCGGCAAUAGUGCUCGAGCACUUUGGAAACACAAAGAUAAUCAAUCGACCCCCCAAUUCAUACAGCAAAAGCAAGUUGUGCUUGUGUCGGUGCUGUCAUUCGGCAACUUCAUCGGUCGCCUAUGUAGCGGAAUCGGUUCGGACGUGAUGGUCAAAAAGCUCAGCCUUUCCCGCUUCUGGUGCUUAUUCGCCUCUUCGGUCGUAUUCACAAUGACCCAGCUAGCAGGCUCCGCGAUCUCAGAUCCACACAAACUGACCCUCGUAGCUGGACUGACGGGACUUGCAUACGGUUUCCUCUUCGGAGUCUUCCCAUCCCUAGUGGCACACACGUUCGGCAUCGGCGGUCUCUCUCAGAACUUCGGCGUGAUGACUCUUGCCCCCAUUUUCAGCGGCAACAUCUUCAAUAUCCUCUACGGCACCAUUUACGACAGACAUUCUGUCGUCGACCCGACUGGUGUCCGUGACUGUCCGUAUGGUCUGGCCUGCUACCAGACCGCGUACUAUACAACGUUCUUCUCCGGUGUGACUGGGAUGGUGGUUUGUUUCUUGAGCAUCAUGCGUGAGAGACAGAUUCAUGGGUCAUUUCGAAAAAUAGAGCACAGCCGUCUUGCAUAAAUUGCGGCUGUCUGUUGUGCCGUGUUGUGUCGUGUGCAGUGCACGCUAGCUUAGGUUAGUUUGUACAGUUAUUAUUGUCCGGUUGGUUUCGGUCCUGGUUAGAUUUUUUGUUUCCUUGGCAGUUGAUAGACAAUCGGCAUUAUUUUCUUUCUUUAUUUACUCUGUUCUGGAUUUGGGGUAGAGGUGGUGGGUAACUUAGCCCUAAUUGCGUCGCUCUGGUUGAAAGAUAUGGAUAAGACCUGCAUAUCUUCUUAAACCCAAUAUGAGGAGGUAGAGAUGCCCCUAUCUAGGGGGAGGUUUUAAAAGCUCCUAAAAUCUUCUUCAGAGCCUGAUUCUGAAGCUUUUGAUAUCUAUCAAGUAGAUUAUUUUGACCCUUCCACCAUAUAGGGACCCCAUAGUCGGCCCAAUAGCAAUACUACUAUACUUAUGGAGUCAGUGGUCAAAGUACAAAGCUUUAGGACUCAGGUGAUUAGCGGUAUUACAUUUGCGGCGGAAAAG
Messenger RNA from Monascus purpureus, 2357 nucleotides. NCBI's taxonomy places the organism in Eukaryota, Fungi, Ascomycota, Eurotiomycetes, Eurotiales, Aspergillaceae. The record is from the annotation of a GenBank genome assembly.